Benincasa hispida (wax gourd) is the source of this 642-nucleotide messenger RNA. RefSeq names its product MLP-like protein 34. The record is from RefSeq and is a predicted model, not a curated record. Gene Ontology annotation, biological process: defense response. NCBI's taxonomy places the organism in Eukaryota, Viridiplantae, Streptophyta, Magnoliopsida, Cucurbitales, Cucurbitaceae.
AUUAUCAUCUUGUCUUGCAGUAGUUUGCAGAAAUGGCUCAGAUUGCUAAGAUCUCCGAGAAGGUGCAGCUGAAGUCAUCUGGUAAAAGAUUUUAUCAGUUUUUUAAGAACAAAAUGGACUAUUUUCCUCGAAUGUUCCCUGGAAAUGUUGAGAGCUAUAAGUUUGUAGAAGGAAAUAGUUUCACUCAUGGCAGUGUCUCCGUCUGGAAAUACGACUUUGGUUUCGGUAGCUCAGUUGAAGUAAAGGUGAAGCUACUUGUGGAUGAGCCUAACAAAACAAUCAUUUAUGAAUGUCUUGAAGGAGAUUUAUUCAAAGAUUUUGAAAUGUUCAAUGUGAAAAUUGAAGUCAAUGAUGGUGGAAACAAUGGCAAUAGCUCAGUUAAUUGGUGUGUGGAGUUUGUGAAGGCAAAUGAAAAUGUUGCUCCACCAAAUAGCUAUCUCCAAUUUGGAGUUAAAAUAUGCAAAGAUGUGGAUGCUCACCUUUGCAAACAAUUGAACUAAAAAAAGUAAUGUAAUACCAACUUUGGAUUGGUUCUUGAAAUUAUUAUCUUAAAUAAGAUGGCUUUCUCUCUUAACUUCCAUUGUUGUGUGUGUACCUUGAAUGUUAUUAUAAUGUUAACAUAAUAUUGGCAUGCUUCCUUAA